This is a messenger RNA of Marasmius oreades (fairy-ring Marasmius), 3429 nucleotides long. RefSeq lists its product as uncharacterized. Gene Ontology annotation, molecular function: fatty acid binding; acyl-CoA oxidase activity; FAD binding. Gene Ontology annotation, cellular component: peroxisome. The transcript is spliced from 7 exons. The record is from RefSeq and is a predicted model, not a curated record. Gene Ontology annotation, biological process: fatty acid beta-oxidation using acyl-CoA oxidase; lipid homeostasis. NCBI's taxonomy places the organism in Eukaryota, Fungi, Basidiomycota, Agaricomycetes, Agaricales, Marasmiaceae. Bases 1507 to 2946 code for a protein of 479 amino acids.
UCUGCAGCGACGCUCUGCCACUCCCUUGAACCGUUGCCAUUCCCCCCGAGGCUUGAAUUACAAUUAUGUAUUCUGAAUCAGUCUCUUGAAUGGAAGGCCUGAUUUCAUGCUGAACCCUACGGCAGAUCGGCUUUUGUACCGUGUACGUGUUGACCUCACAAUAUGCGCUAUACAACGAUAACGUGCUAGGAGGUCCUGUCGAUAGCGGGCGCACAUUUGGGUCUUUUACCUUGUUGUGAGGAAUUCUGGACAUCAUGAAAAGUACUUCGCGAACGGAAGCUUGGUUCAUAAAUCGGCUUUCUGAUUAGGUGCCUUCACGAGACGCAUGGAGGGCGGAGAAAUUUCCUGUUAGUUCUCUACCCCGUUCCGCCGAAGCACCUUACACCAUUUUCGCUCUUAUUUGACCCCCCACUUCCACAUCCUCUCUAGGGCAACGUGAUCUGAGAGCAAUAGUUGUUGGCCCCCCCAAGUCAUCGGAUACCACCCUUGUUCAUAUCUCCUUCCACCGACGCGAUCGCAACAGCCAUGAUAAAGCUCACGAACGUCACUCUCUCCUGUGAUUGCCGUGCGGAAGAAACCAAGUAUGUCGGCGGGCUAGGACAGAGUUGGUAGCUCAUGGUGGAAGACCUGUCAGGUUGUCCCUGAGGGAGAAAGCGGCGGUAGCAGAUCUGUAUCUCGAGGGUCAGGCUACUUGACACGUCAUGUGGUUGCACUGCAGACAUCCUCCUGAAGUGAUGCUGGAGGGAUUACGGACCUGCCUGACGAUGAAGACCUCCCUGGACCCCGCUCCAUGCCAGUGUUGCACUGCUGCUAAUACUGUUGAGAUUUAUCAUUCUUUAAAGCUCACUUCGUCGGUCUUGCUCCAAAAGAUCGAGGUGCUGACAUGGGCGGGUAUCAUAGCGAUCCGCACGAUACCCCAUCUUCCAAGGCAAUCGCACGAUCGCGAGUGAACCGAGCAAGUGACGAAGAUAGAAAUAUUACUUGAUCACGCUCGCGUCCCAUGGAAUAUACAGGGUGGGUUGCAGGCUCUCGGGCUUCGUCUCCGAUCAGUCAAAAUAGCCUUUUCCUUUCGUUACGAGAACUUCGUCGUGCAAAGCCGAGAGACAGCCCCAAUUUUUGCCCGUUGCGUUCAAUGCUGCACCUAUCUUCAUGCUCUCAGUUCGCUGCUUUCGCACCCAACACAUCCUCUUGCAUAAAUUGCAUCGCGUCUCGGUGGGAGCGGCCAUUAGCCUUUUUGAAAAAGACUACUCGUGCUUGGUUCUCCGGAGAGGGUUAGGUCGUGGCUCGUGUAUCCUGUCGUUCGAAAGAGUCAGGUGAAUGUCGAUGGGAAGAGCGGGUGCAAUGCUAUUAUUGACGUGUCUUCGCUUCCGAAACUCAGACUUCAUUACUAUCCGCCUAGUUGCCGACAUGUAAUUGCGUCGGCCACAUCCAAAAUAUCGCGGAUGGCAUUAAAAGAGCACCCGGGCACUUAUAGGCUUAUAAGAAACCAGUUUCCCUCUUUUCCAUAUGAUUCCAUCUCGAGUUAUAACGGACUGUACACGACCUCUCGUCUCGUCUCCUCUAUUUGAUGAUGGGAAUCUCAGUCAGUUAGACGACCUGGCUCGGUUGAGGAAAUCAUUUGCCAAAGCCAAAGCUAUUGCUAUUAGUCAUGGCAUUAACUCUUACGAUGUGCUCCACUGUACAGAAAAUUUUUGGAAUAUGUAUCUUGAUCCCAUAAUUGUCCGGGAUCCCUCUUCUUUCACGCUCCUCACCAUCCAGCUGAAUCUGGUCGCGGGAAUGGUGUGUUACUUCGCAGACAAGAGCCGAGACUCGGACCUUGCACGCCUAGUAGAACGUAUUGUCAGCUUUGAUAUAUCCACUGCAUUCCUCCUAACUGAAGUUGGACAUGGAUGGGAUGCUUUGAACCUCGAAACCACCGCAACACUUCUCCCAGACGGGUCAUUCGACUUACAUACACCUCGUCGAGGUGCAGAGAAGUACAUGUCGAGUACUCUUCCGGAUGUUGGGCACCCAUGUUUCGGAGUGGUCAUGGCUCGACUCAUUACCGAUCAAGAAACCGAUCGGGGAGUCCGAACGUUUGUGAUUCAGCUCAAUGAUGGAAAAACGAUGUGUAAUGGAAUUACUGCUCGGCGUUUACCUGGAAUGUCUGGCAUUCCGCCUUUGGGUCACGCAAUGACUCGCUUCAACCAUGUAACUCUUCCGCCCACAGCACUCCUCGGCCCUCUCGAAACUAUCCUUCCCUCACGACACCAGUUCCUUGCAGACGGAUGGCGUAUCAACAUCGGAGCUGCGACAGCAACGGCUGCUUCCACGAUUCAUCCUCUCCAAAUCGCUUGUUAUAUAGUGACCAAGUACAGUCAACGCCGAAAAAUGGGUACCCCUCCGGUGCCCAUUAUCAGCUUUCGAACACAGUACCGUCCAAUCCUCCAUGCAUUAUCACGAUCCCUCGUUUUUCGAGCGUUCUUCAUCCAACUUCGAUCAGCAGGGCACUUUGACGUCGCUUGGGAGAAUCGAGACGACUUUGCAGAAUUUCAAGUUCGGAGUGGAUAUGCGACGAUAUUCAAGGUGCUAGGUAUGAACUUGACUCGCGAAUCUCUUGCCGACCUUCGUGAAAGAUGUGGGGCACAAGGAUUAUUUGUGCAUAACCAAUUGUUGGACGGGGAAGCUACAUUUAAAGGCUCUAUGAUCGCCGAAGGAGAAUCUCUUGGUCUUAGUAUACGUCAGUUUUUUUUUUCUCGAGCCCUGAUCCCGCCAUACAUCCUGACUGCCCAAAUAAGGCCUUGCGGUCGAGGUCCUCCUUGGUCGUUAUGUCUUCCCUCCAUCGCAGAACCCGAAGCAUCCCCUCUCCUUACACGAAAGUUCCAUCAUUGCCGAGCUCCAAUCCCUCAUUUCGCUCUCCAACAAAACCGAAGACACGCGGUCGAACCGCAACAAGCGAUUCAAUGACUUGGUCCUUCCUCAGGCCAACUUUCUUGUUGAAGCCAUCGGCGCACGUAUGGCAUACGAGAGCGCUUUGUUAGAUCCUCAAAUGGAUCCAUCCGUCGUCGAGUUAUUUUCUAUCGGCUGUAUACAACGGGAUCUGGCAUGGUACGUUGAACACCGGGUUCUUUCUCGACAAGAAGUUCUUGCACGGGAAGCGGACGUACUUGAUGCACUUUUACCCAAGCUGGAAGAGCUGUUGAGCCGCACGGGAAUCGAACCAUACGUAUACGCAAAGAUCUGUAGGGAAGACUUGUGGAAUGAGUUCAUUGAUGGACUUCCUGUUGUCGCAGGCGAUGAGUUAAAGGCGAAGUUAUAGGGUUGUUUUGAGUCUGUACCUAUAGUUGAGCCUCCGAGUCGCAACUGUUUCGGAGGGUUUCGGGAAAAUCACACAGAAUUCAUGCGGCUUCGAACCAGUACUGGGCCAGUACGUUUAUGGACAAGAAUAAG